AUGGCCUCACUACAUCAGCUCUUCCUCCUGGCCGACCACCUCAAGCUUUCCUUGCUAGAACGACAACGAGCGGUAGCACUGAAGCUCGAGCCUACGAAACAAGAUACAUACAUCCAAACAUCAUUGAACAGCUUGAAAGGUGGCUUAAAUCAGCUGGAGGCACAAGACCAUGAUUCGACAACAGACGACUCGAAAGACCUCGCCAGGUUACGACAACAGUACAACGAUCUUCUAGCACAGUUUGAGGGCCACACAUCAAGAAAUGCGGCCGGACAACUCAAAGAGCCCAACGAUGAAAGCUUACGAGAAGACUUCCAAGCGGCACGGCAACGACCCUCACCCAACCAAAAACGACGAGGAAGCAAAAACGUCCGCUUCCACGACAAUACUUCCGAGGACGACGCAGAAGACAUAGCGAACCGCUCCGCACUCUUCGCAGCUGGCGAACAAGAUCGCUACCGCGACGAUCCAGAAGCACCACCGGACCAAUCUCAGCUCGAUAACCAACAGAUACACGCCUAUCAUUCACAAGUCAUAACCGAGCAAGACGAGCAGUUGGAUGUCCUAGGGCAGAGUGUGCGGCGGCAGCGGAUGCUAGGUAUAGAAAUGGGCAACGAGCUUGAAGGCCAGAACGAGAUGCUUGAUGAUGUCGAGAGGGGUGUGGACAGACAUACGAGUACUCUCGAGCGGGCGCGGAGACGGUUGGGGAACGUGGCGAGGAAGAGUAAGGAUAAUUGGAGUUGGGUGACCAUUGGGAUACUUAUCUGUAUUCUGGUGCUGCUCAUUGUUGUCUUGAAGUAG
Molecule: messenger RNA, 801 nt
Organism: Recurvomyces mirabilis
Lineage: Eukaryota; Fungi; Ascomycota; Dothideomycetes; Mycosphaerellales; Teratosphaeriaceae
Exons: 1
Coding region: 1-801 (266 amino acids)
Biological process (GO): intracellular protein transport; vesicle fusion
Cellular component (GO): membrane; SNARE complex; endomembrane system
Molecular function (GO): SNARE binding; SNAP receptor activity
Source: RefSeq, a predicted model, not a curated record